AAAAUGUGAUUGUCCUUUUAAACUUAAAGGACGACCUACGGAGGGUGAUAAAAAUUGGUGGCUGAAAGUGUUGGAAGGGGUACACAACCAUGAACCAGCUAGAUCUUUGGUUGGUCAUUCCUAUGCUGGUCGACUAACAGAAGAAGAGAAGGUUCAAGUCGACAGCAUGAAUAACAAUUGGGUCCCACCGAGACACAUGUUGGCCACUUUGAAGGAAAUUAAUCCGAGUAACUUGUCUACCAUCACUCAAGUGUAUAAUCGCAUCAAAAAAGUUAAAUAAUUAGACCGCGGGCCACUUACAGAGAUGCAAUAUUUGCUGAAGAAGUUGGCAGAAGCCAACUAUGUUCACUUUGAAAGACAUGAAGAAGAUUCGGGUGUCAUUAUGGAACUUUUCUGGGCUCAUCCUAAUGCUAUUAAACUCUUCAACACAUUCCCUCACGUGGUAAUCAUGGAUUGCACAUACAAGACAAACAAAUUUCAAAUUCCAUUGCUUGAAAUGGUUGGCCUCACUUCUACUGGUCUGACUUACUCCAUUGCAUUUUGCUACAUGACUCGUGAGCGCACACCUGACUAUGUUUGGGCCUUGGAGUGCAUGAAAUCUCUACUUGCUGACCCUGCCCGAUUACCUGGAGUGAUUGUGACUGAUAGGGAAUUGGCUUUACUCAGUGCUGUUCGGAAUAUUUUUCCUGAGGCUACCCAUUUACUAUGCCUAUUCCACAUAAACAAGAAUGUUGAGGCAAAGUCCAAAUUGUGGGUUGACACAACGGAUUUUAAAGCCUUAGUGAUGCAAAAGUGGAAUGAAGUGGUAUAUGCGGAAACAACUACACAAUUUGAGGAGGAAUGGAGCGACAUGUGUGAUAUGUGUAAGGAUCAUCCAAGGUUCACAUCGUACAUUUAUGACACUUGGUUGGUUCACAAGGAGAAAUUUGUGAAGGCAUGGACAAACAGAGUGAAGCAUUUUGGAACGACAACAAGUAACAGGGCUGAAAGUGCACAUGCAAGCUUGAAGAAGAUGCUUAGGAACGGCAAGGGUAACCUGUGCGAUUCAUGGGAAGCAAUUGAUAGGUUGACCAUUGUACGCCACAAUGCAAUACAAGCAUCGUUUGAGCGCAGUAUUAACAUUGUAGAGCACCGUUUCAAGUCUCCAAUGUAUAAGAAUAUGAGAGGAUUUGUUGCUAAACAUGCACUUCACCUAAUGUAUGAUGAACAAAACAGAUUUUGGGGUCAUGGUGAGAAAUGCGGUUGCGUGAUGAAAGUCACUCAUGGACUACCUUGCGCUUGUGCACUUCAGAGUAUGGCCUCAAUUCCGUAUGCAGCAGUUGAUCCAUUUUGGAAGAUACUUUCUUGGGAACAAGUGCCUGUUGUGGAGAGUCAAACCUCAAAUAGUGGAUGCAUGCCGCUAGAGAUUGAGGCUUUGUGGGCUCAUUUCAAUACCUUGGAUGAUGCGGGCCAAAGUAUGCUGAGAAGGAAGCUUAAAGAGCUUUAUUGUCCUCAAAUCAGUUCAUUGUGUCCUCCUGAAGUGAAGAUAAAGCACAAUCAAUCGUCCAAGGAGAGGAAAACCAAACCUCCCAGAGGUCAAUCAAUAGGAUCCACCCAGCGUGACCUUUCACAUUGGGAACAUGUUGACUAAACUAAAAAACCUAAAAGGGCUAAACUAA
Molecule: messenger RNA, 1658 nt
Organism: Lotus japonicus
Lineage: Eukaryota; Viridiplantae; Streptophyta; Magnoliopsida; Fabales; Fabaceae
Product: PKS-NRPS hybrid synthetase cheA-like
Exons: 2
Coding region: 305-1630 (441 amino acids)
Biological process (GO): regulation of DNA-templated transcription
Source: RefSeq, a predicted model, not a curated record